UUUCUCCCUGUAAACACGCAGAAAGCACGUGCUGGCGAGAGGGACCAUUGAGCUCUUCAUACGUCAUCAUCAGGAGCCGGUAGUGAAACGCGCGAUAUUUUGAAUACAACCAAAAACAAACUGACGCUAGCUUUACUUUCGAUCUUCAAAUCCGUAAACUAACGCCUUCAAGCAGCCAAAACAUGUCAAAGAAAGCACCGAGAGCAGCCCUGAAGCUCCAUAUGAAGAAGAAUGCUAAUAUACGGAUAGGAAAAAACGCGGACUUGAUGGCCCAGCUCAACCUCCUGGUUGUCCUGCAUCGUCUAGCAGAGGAGUCCAAGGUGAAGGCCUUUGAGGAGAAAUCAGCAACCAUCAAAGUUCACCACGUCAGAGCUGUUGCAAAGAAACUGUUAAAGAGCACACGUGGAUAACAUGGAUGACGGGAGCUCCCCAUCACAACCCUCUGUUUGUUCAACAGCAUUGACCCUGUGACCUAAAAUUUAUUUAAAGACUUCAGUAUGUGAGCUACGGUAUGGAGCACACUACAAAUUUGGGACUGUCGAAGAUGAACAUUUUACUUUUACUAUUAUUUCCUUAGGACUUUUUAUGUGUACGAUGGAAUUUAUGUUGCCUUGUCUUAAGUUGGGCCCGACUUCCAUGGUCGUUUUUUCUUCAUGACUGUUGAACGUUUGCUUUUUAAGAUUUGUGUAAACCAUGAAUGACAGUAUCUAGCCUAGAUAUCUACAGCAACAGGUGUCCCUCAACUCUUUGGAUCGUAUUAUGACUUAAUACCUGUUAAUAAACAAUUUGUACCACUUAA
Messenger RNA from Megalobrama amblycephala (Wuchang bream), 799 nucleotides. RefSeq names its product centromere protein W (gene cenpw). Gene Ontology annotation, cellular component: nucleoplasm; kinetochore. The record is from RefSeq and is a predicted model, not a curated record. Lineage: Eukaryota; Metazoa; Chordata; Actinopteri; Cypriniformes; Xenocyprididae. Gene Ontology annotation, molecular function: DNA binding; protein heterodimerization activity. Gene Ontology annotation, biological process: mitotic cell cycle; kinetochore assembly; chromosome segregation. The transcript has 3 exons. The coding region runs from base 183 to 410 and encodes 75 amino acids.